AUGAAGUUUAAACAAGCAAUGAAUUUUGGUGGAGUUGUAUAUAUUUUUGCAAGUGGCAGGGAAAGAAAACAGAGUUUCAGAGGAAUUCCCAGGAAUACCCCUAACCGUUCCUCAAAAUCUCGUUCAGCAAGCGCCAACAGCGUCCCUUACGCACUCUCCUUUUCUUGCUCUCUCACUUUCUCUCUCCCCGCCAUGGAGAAAGGCGAGAGCUCCGCCUCCACAUCGGAGCCAGACUCCGACGACAACCACCUCAUCCCGACCAAUCAUCACCUCAACCCUACUUCCGGUCUUACCCCGCACGAGUUCGCCUCCCUCGUCCCGUCCGUCACGGAGCACCAUACCUACCUCGUCGGCCCCGGCCAAUGCUCCUCCCUCCUCGCCCAACGAAUCCAGGCGCCUCCUGACGCCGUAUGGUCCGUUGUUCGCCGCUUCGACAAGCCACAGACCUACAAGCACUUCAUCAAGAGCUGCGCCGUCAAAGACCCCUUUCACAUGGCCGUCGGCGUCACACGCGACGUCAAUGUCAUCUCCGGCCUCCCCGCUGCAACUAGCACCGAGCGACUCGACAUCCUAGAUGAUGACCGCCGCGUCACCGGUUUCAGCAUCAUCGGCGGGGAACACCGCCUCCGCAACUACCGCUCCGUCACCACAGUCCACGCCUUCGACUCCGACGCAGACGCCAAGAUCUACACCGUCGUCCUCGAAUCCUACGUCGUCGACGUCCCCGACGGCAACACCGAAGAGGACACGCGUCUCUUUGCCGACACCGUCGUCAAGCUGAACCUCCAGAAGCUCGCCACCGUCACCGAAGGAACCAACCGCGACGGUGACUGUAAGCCACACUCGCGGUGA
This is a messenger RNA of Sphenostylis stenocarpa, 852 nucleotides long. NCBI's taxonomy places the organism in Eukaryota, Viridiplantae, Streptophyta, Magnoliopsida, Fabales, Fabaceae. The record is from the annotation of a GenBank genome assembly.